This is a messenger RNA of Carica papaya (papaya), 1008 nucleotides long. Its product is annotated as CASP-like protein 1F2. The record is from RefSeq and is a predicted model, not a curated record. Lineage: Eukaryota; Viridiplantae; Streptophyta; Magnoliopsida; Brassicales; Caricaceae.
UGCUAACUGCUACUUCUCAUCUUCGUCGUCUUCUUUCCUUCUAAAGUCCCUAUUAAUUCUUCUUCCACUUUUCCCCAAAUUUACUGCUGCUCCUCACUUUCCGCCUCUGUCUGCUACAGAGUAUAUGCACUGUACUGCAUAUUACGUCCGUAAUGGCGUCUGAUGAAGCUAAUGGUAAAGGCUUUUUUAUGCUUCAAGUCAAAUCUCUAAGCGGCCUCCCAAUCUCAACCCCGGGUACACGGAGAAGUUCCUUCAUGGGCCAAAUCUUGCUCAGAGUCCUCGCCGUUGGCUUCACCUUGGCCGCCAUUUCAGUCAUGAUCACCAGCUCCGAAUCUGUUACUUUGUUUGGGUUUAGGUUUACUGCUCGUUACAGCUACUCUUCUUCCCUCAGGUUCUUGCUGGGUGCAGAUGUUGCAGUUUGUUGCUUCUCUAUACUCUCAUUGAUCUCGGUUUGCCUUCUAAGACACUUAAACUCACAUCACAGGACCAGUUAUUUUCUUCUCUUUUUGCAUGAUUUGGUGAUGAUGCUGUUGAUGAUGUCCGGGUGUGUUGCUGCAAGUGCAGUUGGUUACGUGAGCAAAUAUGGGGAAGAGAAGAUUGGCUGGAUGGCUGUUUGUGAUCAUGUGAACAAGUUUUGCGAUCAAAUGUUAUUAUCUCUUGUGUUUUCUUACUUGACUUUCUUUUCCUACUUGUCUCUCACAAUUAUGGCUGUUACCAAACUUAUGGCUAAAUCUACUGACUGAGGGACCAAGUUGCAGAAAUGUUAGAGGUGGAUGAGUAAAGGCCAAAGGGAUUUACCACCUAACAUAGGCUUUGCUCUUGAAUAUAUUUUUCUCUGUGGGGGGGGGGUGUGGUAGGUUCAAAUUUAAGAUAGUAAUUUCCCCUUGUAGAAAUGCAGGAUUCUACUUGUUUUCUUUCGUCUUAAGUUAGAUCUUGUAAGAGAACGCAGAUAAUUAAUAUAUUACUUUAUGCUAUAUAUGCUACGAUUUUUGAACUUUUGAUUAUCAA